Molecule: messenger RNA, 341 nt
Organism: Rhinichthys klamathensis goyatoka
Lineage: Eukaryota; Metazoa; Chordata; Actinopteri; Cypriniformes; Leuciscidae
Gene: mrpl33
Product: mitochondrial ribosomal protein L33
Exons: 4
Coding region: 79-276 (65 amino acids)
Biological process (GO): translation
Cellular component (GO): ribosome; mitochondrion
Molecular function (GO): structural constituent of ribosome
Source: RefSeq, a predicted model, not a curated record
AGCUUUAAGUGACAGGAGCUCAAUGUGACAUUUCGAAGCGGUUAUUUCCUAUUUCUUAACUGUUAGAAAAGAAUAAGAAUGUUUCUCACUGCUGUGAACCUUGCCAAGAGCAAAUCGAAGACGCUGCUGGUUCAGAUGAUGAGUGCGGCUGGCACGGGUUACUGUUUUAACACAAAGAGGGGUCGACUGAGGGACAAGCUGGUUCUGCGAAAGCAUGACCCCAUAGUGAACAAACAUGUUCUGUUCUUUGAGAAGAGGAAGAUACGCUCUCUUUAAAAACUUGUGAUACAGACACUGAGAAAAAGGACUUUUAAAGUGUUAUUGGCCACAGUGUGGUGAUC